AUUGUCGAUGAAAGAAACCCGGGGGCUACCGUUGUCUCCUCGCCACAACAACGACCGUAGAAAGAUGCCUUCAGCUGGCUAUCGCCGCCGAAGCAGUCAUGGUCGCCGGCAAGUGUGGGCAGGUGCCUUCGCACCGGUCUUCAUUAACCGCUUCUACCCAAGCGCCAUGGCCGCCACCCGCGGGUCGCCACCAACCACCACUACGGCAAGCUAGGAUGAACAGUGCAGGCACAACGCCUUCAGCUUUGAUUUGCUCCCCUUUCUUAUCAAGUUAUCACACACUCAUGGGAAUGCGGAUUUGAGCUUAUUUUAUGGAGCUAGUUGACGUGCUCAAUCCAUGGUCUACCCUCCAUCCACGCCAGAGCAUAGCAUACUAUAUAUAAUCUCCCUUUGUUCUAGGAUUAAUUAAGACAGCAACAAGGAGCUUUCUUGACCAACUGACAUCUUCUUCUUCCCACUCCCAGUCUCAUCCUCCCAAAAUACAGGUCUAAACCACACAGCCGGAGGAGAAGCGCAGCGUAGCCGCAGCAUGGCGUCGUCGGAGGCCCAGCCAACCAAUAAGCCGCCGCACGUCGUGCUCAUCCCCUACCCGGCGCAGGGCCACGUGAACCCGUUCCUGAAGCUAGCCAAGGCGCUGCACGCGCGCGGCUUCCACGUCACCUUGGUCCACACGGAGUACAACCACGGGCGCCUCCUCCGCGCGCGGGGCGCGGGGGCCUUCGACGCCGGCGACGAGGGCUUCCGGUUCGAGACCAUCCCGGACGGCCUGCCGCCCUCCGACCUCGACGCCACGCAGGACAUCUGGGCGCUCUGCGAGGCCACGCGCCGGACGGGCCCCGCCGCCGUCAGAGGGCUCGUCGAGCGGUUGAACCGCACGGAUGGGGUCCCGCCUGUCAGCUGCGUCGUCGCCGACGGCGCCAUGGGUUACGUGGUGCACGUCGCCAAGGAGAUGGGCCUGCCGGCGUACCUCUUCUUCACGCCCAGCGGCUGCGGCUUCUUGGCCUACCUCAACUUUGAUCAGCUCGUCAAGAGGGGCUACGUGCCUUUCAAAGAUGAGACGUGCUUCACCAACGGGUACCUGGACACCCCGGUGGACUGGAUCGCCGGCAUGCUGCCGAGCGCCCGCCUCCGCGACCUCCCGACGUUCAUCCGCACCACGGACCCCGAUGACACCAUGCUGACCAUCAACAUCAAGCAGUGCGAGCUCGACUCCCCGGCCGCCGACGGCAUCCUCCUCAACACCUUCGACGACCUGGAGCGCCGUGCCCUCGACGCCAUCCGGGCCCGCCUCCCCAACACCUUCACCGUCGGCCCGCUCGGCCCGGAGGUCUCCCCGCCGUCGUACCUGCCCUCUCUAACCUCGAGCCUGUGGAGGGACGACGACCGGUGCGCGGCGUGGCUGGACGGACACGCCGGCGGCGAGGAGGGCUCCGUGGUGUACGUGAACUUCGGGAGCAUCACGGUGGUGACGGGCGAGCAGAUGGACGAGUUCGCGUGGGGGCUGGCCGCCGCGGGAUGCCCGUUCCUGUGGGUGGUCCGGCCGGACACGGUGCGCGACGCCGGCGGGUGGGCGCUCCCGGAGGGGUUCGCGGAGGCGGUGGCCGGGCGCGGGCUCACGGUGGGGUGGUGCGACCAGGAGGCCGUGCUGGAGCACCGCGCCACGGGCGGGUUCCUCAGCCACUGCGGGUGGAACUCCACGCUGGAGAGCCUCCGCGCCGGGGUGCCGCUGCUGUGCUGGCCCUUCUUCUCGGAGCAGGUGACCAACUGCCGGUACGCGUGCGACGAGUGGGGGGUGGGACUGGAGAUGCCGCGCGAGGCGGGGCGUCGCGAGGUGGAGGCCGCCGUCAGGGAGCUGAUGGACGCCCAGGGAAGGGGCGCCGCGGCCAGGCGGAGGGCCGCCGAGUGGAAGGAGAAGGCCAGGGCGGCCGUCGCGCCGGGCGGGUCGUCGCGCGUCAACCUCGACAGGUUCAUCCAAGAGAUCGCGCGAGCCAAGUGCUAAAUUUAUUCAGGUCCGUCCGUGUGAUAAAUUGAUGUAAAACAAUACAAUAUUCCUCCGUCGUCUAAAAGAAAAUUCAUUAUGGUUUGACUAAGUUUUUACAAAAUGUAUCAAAAUUUAUGGUUAGAAAAUCAUUGUGAUUUUGACUACUUUUAUACAAAAUGGAAUUAUUUGUUAUUAUAUUUAGUAUA
Molecule: messenger RNA, 2187 nt
Organism: Sorghum bicolor (sorghum)
Lineage: Eukaryota; Viridiplantae; Streptophyta; Magnoliopsida; Poales; Poaceae
Product: UDP-glycosyltransferase 85A2
Exons: 2
Coding region: 530-1999 (489 amino acids)
Molecular function (GO): UDP-glycosyltransferase activity
Source: RefSeq, a predicted model, not a curated record